Messenger RNA from Brassicogethes aeneus, 852 nucleotides. The record is from the annotation of a GenBank genome assembly. Lineage: Eukaryota; Metazoa; Arthropoda; Insecta; Coleoptera; Nitidulidae.
AAUCAGUGUUACGCAUACAAGAUAAACAUGAAUUGACCUUUCAAAGCUAAAUUACCAUACUAGUAAGAUUUUUAAGCGUUAUAGUUUAUACAAUAAAAAACAAUUGUGCGAGUAGUUCAAUUAACGUAAAAAUGGCAGCCCAGGUACAAAACAUACUAAAAAACGCCGAUUGUGUUUGCUUCGACGUCGAUUCAACGGUUAUAAAGGAAGAGGGAAUAGACGAGCUCGCCAAAUUUUGCAAUAAAGGCACCGAGGUUGCAAAUUUGACUGCCAAAGCUAUGACCGGUUCAAUGACUUUCCAGGAAGCUCUUAAACUACGUUUGGACAUAAUUAAACCCAGUUUAACCCAGGUUAAGGAUUUUAUAAGGACUCAACCGCCGACGCUGACACCUGGAGUUAAAAAACUCGUUGACUUAUUACAUGGAAAAAACAUCCCUGUGUAUUUAAUAUCUGGGGGAUUUAAAUGCAUCAUAGCUCCAAUAGCGGCCCAGCUGAAGAUCCCAUAUGAAAAUAUUUUCGCCAACAGGCUGACAUUCUAUUUUACAGGUGAACAUGCUGGUUUUGACGAAAACGAACCUACCUCCCGUACCGGCGGAAAAGCUGUCGUUGUUAACCACUUAAAACAGACCCAUAACUACCAAAACGUAAUUUUAAUUGGAGAUGGUGCCACCGAUUUGGAAGCGUCGCCACCUGCCGAUGGUUUUAUAGGUUAUGGCGGUAACGUGAUUCGGCAAGCUGUCAAGUCCAAGGCCAAGUGGUACGUCACUGAUUUCAACGAAGUAAUCGAUGUGAUUAAUUCUUGAAUUUUUUGUUAUUAAUGGUUAUUAAAUAUAUUUUUUUAUUUUAAAAAAG